UUAGACAGUAAAAACGCUGACGCACCGCCAAGCUUAAUCAGAAACGCUUCAAACUCUCUCAUUUCAGUCAGUGAUAGAUAAAAACAGCAGAAAGUGAUCCGAUUAUUCAGGUCGAGCUGCUGGAACCAUGACGAGUUCGUGUUCACAGUUUGAGGAACAGACUGGAGGAUUUUCCUUUGAGAACGCCCGCAGAAAUGCGGUGUUGGAGGCUGAUCUGACGGAGAAGGGUUACAGCGCCCCCAAAGCCCGCAAGACGGGGACCACCAUCGCUGGGAUCAUGUUUAAGGAUGGAGUGAUACUUGGUGCUGACACUCGGGCGACAGACGACAUGGUGGUGGCUGACAAAAACUGCAUGAAGAUCCACUACAUCGCCCCCAACAUAUACUGUUGCGGGGCUGGCGUGGCAGCGGACGCUGAGAUCACCACGCAAAUGAUGUCGUCAAACAUAGAGCUUCAUUCUCUCAGUACAGGACGUCCACCUCUCGUCAUCACUGUGACUCGCCAGCUCAAACAGAUGCUCUUCAGGUAUCAGGGACACAUUGGUUCAUCUCUAAUUGUAGGAGGAGUUGAUGAUAACGGCUCUCAGCUGUACAGUAUCUACCCUCACGGAUCCUACGAUAAACUGCCCUUCGUCUCCAUGGGUUCUGGAGCAGCUGCAGCUAUUUCGGUGUUUGAGGAUCGGUACAAGGCCAACAUGGAGCUGAAGGAAGGGAAGCAGUUGGUACGUGAUGCCAUUGCUGCUGGUAUUUUCUGUGAUCUGGGCUCUGGCAGUAACAUAGACCUGUGUGUCAUCACUGCUAAAGGAGUGGAUUACCUUCGUACCUACGACCAGCCCGGACAGAAAGGAGUCAAGGAAGGAACUUACAGAUACAAACAAGGCACGACACCGGUGCUGACGAAAACCAUCACCCCACUGAUCCUGGACGUCGUGGAGGAAUCGGUUCAGAUGAUGGACAGCCAGUGAACCUUCAGCCAAUAUUUUACUUUUGUUUUGUGUUAAAUUUUUUAGAAAACUAAUGGAUAAUGAAUUGUAGUCUCUGUAAUAAAUCAUGACAUGAACCAUG
This is a messenger RNA of Trichomycterus rosablanca, 1064 nucleotides long. It is a transcript of the gene psmb10, whose product is annotated as proteasome 20S subunit beta 10. The record is from RefSeq and is a predicted model, not a curated record. The transcript has 8 exons. Lineage: Eukaryota; Metazoa; Chordata; Actinopteri; Siluriformes; Trichomycteridae. Gene Ontology annotation, cellular component: proteasome core complex. Bases 128 to 964 code for a protein of 278 amino acids.